Solea senegalensis (Senegalese sole) is the source of this 5123-nucleotide messenger RNA. RefSeq names its product P2R1A-PPP2R2A-interacting phosphatase regulator 1. The record is from RefSeq and is a predicted model, not a curated record. The transcript is spliced from 9 exons. Bases 840 to 1490 code for a protein of 216 amino acids. Gene Ontology annotation, molecular function: protein serine/threonine phosphatase inhibitor activity. Lineage: Eukaryota; Metazoa; Chordata; Actinopteri; Pleuronectiformes; Soleidae.
CAUCUACAUUUGACAGUGUUAUUAAAUUAAAUUAAACGUCAAUAAUAAGUGAUUCCGUUGAUAAAAGCUGAAUCACCCCCGCGCUGCAGUUCCAUUUGUGACCGGGAGGCGGCGCUGUUUGACGGUAGUUGGACUGCCUCUCUGUAUGGGUGAAGGACUAUGUUGUAAAAAUCUUUUAAACAGUUAAUUUUCGGUGACACCGGGCUUCUCCCGGGGCUCAGCUUCGGUGUGUCCGGGGAACGUGACACCGACUCUUCCUGAGGACUGUGUCCGGUCUUGGAGCGGCCGUGUCGGGCAGCUGCUCAGCGGUUUUCUGAUCCCUGACUGGAGGUUUCUUUUUCUUUUCCUUUUUUUUUUUUUUUACUGCAAACCAAGUUAGCUCAACAGCUAAUCCUAAAAGUCGCAUCACCCGUGCGAACUCGAGUUAAAAGUUUCCCGGCAGAGUCGGGACAUGUCGGGUGAGUUUUAACUGGAUGUCCUGACGUAACUUUGUGCGCAGUGUUUUGCGCGGGGUUCGUAUUUUAACUCGCCUUCGCGCAGCCACUAAAUCUGCGUUGGAGAACGGAACGACUGAAGCGCAGCCACGGGUCAUAAAAUGUCACUAAGAUCCGCAGUCACGCGACGAUAAGGUGUCGUUCUCGGCGGGGAGGGGGGGGAAUGCGGUAGAGAGCGGCCAGCUUCGGUGCUCACCCUGCGCUGACUCGGCGAAUCUGGGUUUGCUGCUCGUGAGGCCUGCGGGUCAGGCUUCUACCGGCCUCGAGUAGAACCCGACGCCGCCGUCGCAGGGGGCGAAGGCCGGCUGCUGGCGCUGCCACUGACGGGCCAGCGGGAGCCACGGCAUGGAGCGGAUGGAGGUGGACCAGUGCGCAGGCGCAGGAGGCGGGGCUCUACGCAGGUCGAACAGCGCCCCCAUGAUCACCAGUGUCAGUGAUGGGAUGACCAUUUUCAGCCCCGUGUCUUCAGCUCGAUACAGACGCAGUAGCGUGUCCAUCAACCCCAGCUGUCCGUCUCAGCUCGUCCCGCUCUCUCCCUUCUCUCUGACCGGAGACAGACUGGACCAGAAGAGACAGGAGGAGAACAUGGAGAUGACACUCAGAGGGAGUCUGCAGAGACUCAGUGCUUCCAGUCUAGUUCCAGUUCCUCCCGUCAGUCCGUGGCAUGACCACACGUCAGUGUGGUUUCCAUCGCAGGACGGCGGAGUCACGCCCAACUCAUCCCCGAGUCCCACACGGCGGUUCAGACCUGCAGUCAGCGCCACCGUCAGAUGGCCCGCACUCACGCCGCUGAAGAGGAAAGGUGGCGUCGAGUCUGACGGACCCCCGAAGAAGCUCUUUGUUGCCGGGAUCACAGACCCCGCCCACCGCAGCAGCUACUCUCUCAGCGUCUCACCAUCAACGGCAGACUCUCCACCAGCUGGGGGCGUCAGUCCUCAGUCCAGCCCUCUGUCCCCGCCCCCUUCUUUUAGCCCCCACCAGCACCCGGGACAUUAGACCUCGCCAGCGUCUCUACAGGUCAUCGACGCUCAUUGCACCUUAUUCGUUUUGCCGUAAGCCCCGCCUCUUCCCUGUGACCAUGUGACGGACAGAGGGACCGAUUACUUUCACUUCUUUCCUUUGUCGUCAUGGAAACAGGUCUUCCUCGGAAACCGUCGACUUCAAUCAGCUGUUUGCGCCCCAGUGUCGCUCACCGUGCGUCACGACUGGACAGAGACGAGGAUCGCGGUGUGAAUGCAGGUUCCGGCGGCCCUGCGUCGCCACGGCAACGUGUAAAACCCCUCUGGAGACGUUUGAGACUCCCGGGGACUCGCCGGUUGUGUCGUCGGGGACGAUUUUGCAGAUCCGCUACGAAGAGAAAUGGAACAUGUUUUAUGACCCCAGCGGACGAACCCUCGACGUGGGAAAGUACGCUCCGUGUCGGAACGACGGACUUUUGAAGGAGUGUGACAUGAGUUUGUUGACUGUCACGUGGACGCAGUCGCGCAGCGCAGCUCGCCGUCAUCGUGAAGUUUUGGGUUUUUUUCCCCGGAAGAUGCGAAGAUGUGAAAAUGUCUUGAGUUCUAGUCAAGACGUCGGAGCAGGAUGUGGAAGGCUCUCAGUGAAUCAUCCAUACCAGUUUCCUCGGGAAUGACAUUACAUGACGUCACAUUGCUCUUUUUUAUUGUUUUGUUGUUUUAUGCAACAAAGAAAUUAGAUAAUAAUUAAAAAAAAAAAAAUAGGAUCCACACAAAUGCUGGUUUUUAGCGCAUUCACUCGUGAAGAAAAGUGUUGUACUGGCACAGGCGUUCAUAGGGAGCAGCCAUGUUCGCGUGGGGGCGGAGCCGUCUGAAUGUAACGAUCUUCCCAGGAACGGCGGUGUCGACUCGUGGGUGAUGGCAUUAUUUACCAGGGAAACGAGGGUGACGUUCAUCACGUCAUUUGUGUGAUUUACGUAGGACUCUGCUGGUCUACUGCUGCCUCGUGUGGUCACUUUGUGUCACUGCGGUAAAUCUGAACAAAGGAUUUUAAAUGCUGAAUUAAAAAAAUGAAGACAUUUGAAGUUUGUGAUGGAGGCAGCAGUGGAUCAACAACUCCUGAGUGUGUGUGUGUGUGAUGUUAAAAUCACUGAUUUUCUCUUUGGGCUUUGGUGUGGGAGAGUGAGUGAUUUACAAACAUGUUUUUUUCGGUGACACACCGGCUCCUGGUGAAUGAAGAAGUUGUGUUUUGUUAUUGUGCACGCGCGUGUGACCAACCGACGAUAAUCCCACAGAAUCGGGGUCGUCAAGUUUGCACGAGUGGUGUUCGUCACGAACAAUUACCGUGAUUUAAAAAUAACGUUCAAACUUCUUGUCAGAGCUGAGCUGCAGCUCUGCUCCAGUGUUUGCACACACACACACACACACGCGCACGCACACGCACACACACACACAGUAUUGUACAGUUUUGUAUUAUUACUCAUCGUCGUGCCUAAAACAUGUCGUCAUGUUCUGUGGGGGAGCGUCGGGCGGGUGACGCUGCGUUCGCGCUCGGUCGUUCGUCUUGGUCCUUUAACAGUCACCUGACCUGUCACCUGUCACGUAACCCCUCACCUGCGACAUAAUAUUUGUAUAUAGAGUCUAUAAUGAGCUGCUUUUAUUUUAUUUGCUUUGUCUUCAUCUUCAAAAAAAAGAGUGGUCGUCAGAUUCAGUUUUAAUCAUCAUUUAUCUCAAAUAUCACUUUUUUUGUGAAAUCUAGACGCACCCUAGUGGUAGCUAAGUUAAUUUGCAGCCAUGGUUCCGUCUGGAAACUCCUCAAAAUCCAAACUCUGGUUUGGCCAAUCACAUCGUGUGUAGAGUGGGUGGGCGGGUUUAACAUAAUGACAACAGAGUUGCGACUGUGUAGUCCCGGCUGGUCAGUAUUAGCUCUUCCAGGACUUGUAGGGUUGGAGCAGAAUUCUUUCAAGGACCCGGUUUAUCCCACCCCUCGGAUUGAGCCCUGCCAGUUGUCUGCCCAGACCAAACAUCCUGAUGUAGGUCUGGUUUGCCAGGCGAGUACAAUAUCUGAAAUUCCGAAGGUUUUGCCUUUUUCAAAUGGUGGCUGGGGGGAAAAAAAGGAAUUUGGCAUCACUCUUUCCAGAAAACCCUUCACACUUUUGUCACCUUCUCCGAAAAUAAAUGUAUGCCGCUUUAAGUUGUUGAAGUGAGAAAAUGGUACAAUCCAAACAACACCAAAGUAAAAGUAAAUAACGGUCAGAUGAGACUUUGAAACGUGCUGCCAAUCGUUCUCAGCUGCACCGACACAAACUGUAGCUUUAAGACUGUUUUCUUAUUUUUUACUUUGUCGGUUUGCAUCUUCAUGUCAAAGAUCGUUCCUAAGCCAAGAAAAGAAAUCCUAACCCUUACUAGUGUUAAACAUAGUGGAGAGUUUUUUGCCAAUAGCAGUGGCAGCCGUUUUGGAAUCCUAUGUCAGCGUUUUUUUUGUGGUCAACUUAACUCAGAAAUGCUGACUUCCAACAACAACUGGAACGCCCCACUCAUCCCAAGUUUCUUGGUUUCUUGCCCCAUGGCAAAGAGUGGGCAAUAUAUUUCAGGAAUUGUUGCAUCACAUUGGGUGUGAAUGCGAUUAUUUUGAACGUACAGGAUCCCAUUGUCGCGGAAAGAAAGACGCGUCUUGCGAGAGUGGGCAAAGUUUUGCUCUGGUAGGACGCAGCGAAUUCUCAGCAUCAAAGUUUGAGACGGUCAAUUGUCUUGGAGUAGCACGUUUAUCACAACAUAUUUGUUCUAUAUUCAUUUAUUUAUGUGUUGGAAGUCAACCAGUCAUCAACAUAACUGAAUUUGGAGAUAAAAAGAUGAAUCAUUUCACUUAUUUAUCGCGUAAAAUGUGAAAGCCAAUGCUACUUAUUAUGUUUGCGUUGUGGACUGCUGGUCGGACAAAACCAAACGUAUGAAGAUGCAAACGUUGAAUUAGACCAAAAAUAAAUCCUUCAGAUUAUGGCACUGAGGUCAGGUGUGGUGAAAAUGCAAUAUUGUCUGUUGUACCAGGGCGAACUUGGUGGGAACUUGUCACAGCCCAAGACGAAGAAAAAAGUCCAUUGGGACCACGUCCUGAACUCAACAGGAAGUCAGUCAUUUUGAGUUUGGCGUCCGUCUUGGCAAUUUGCGCGCUUCGUAGUCUUUGUUUUCCGCUUAUCCGGGUCCAGGUCACGGGGGCAGCCACCUCCACAAGGAAGCCCGGGGCGAGGAGGCUGAACCACCUCAACUGGUUCCUCUCGACGUGGAGGAGCAGCGGUUCCUCUCUGUUUGUCAGCCGAUCCGCAUGACGAUCUCCCGCUCCGUCCUUUCCUCAAAUCGUGAACGCAAAAAAACAGCUCUGAUGAUGCAAAGUGGAAUUAAACGGACGCCAAUCUGAAGUAAAACGCUGAAGAAAUAACGACGUUCCACCAGAGUGAACUACGACUGAAAACAAAAAAAAGGGCUGCUGAAGUUUUAAGCGAGACACUAUAAAGGGAACUAAGAUCAGUUAACGCGAGUAUUUUCAAAGUGUAAAUAGUUGUUUUUUUUGUUUUCUUUCAUUUCUUUUUUCCUUUGUGACAAAAUUCUCUACAUAAGACAAACGAGAUGAUGAUGAUGAUGUAUUUUCAUGCAACAGAAGAGUAAAAGUCGAGUUCUA